CUAGAAAGCCUGCCCGUGGGAGUUUUUGUCCCAUCGUAAAAGCUGCAGGCGAGAGCAAGUAGGUUAGACAGAUAAGGGGUUUUCGACUAGUUUUUUAGGCUUUGAACUAUUUAGGAGGAGUGGAGGAAAACGGUACUAUCCAUCCGCUCCUGGGCUGGGCACCCCUUUCUCCUCCCCUUUUGAACGUCGCAAGCACCCGGCACAGCGAGAUUACAAGAACAGAGAGAGAAGUUGUAGAAAACUUAAGCAAUUGCUUGCAUCAACCGGAUCAAUUAUUAUUUAUUUUAUGGGUGAGGGAAAACAGGGUGUGAUUGUGGUUGAAAUGUCUAAUAUGACAGCAAAGGGGUUAGUAGGGGGUAACCCCAUAGAACAAUUGCAGGCCAAGUUUAAGGAUCUGGAAGCUCGCUUCAAAACUUGGCUCUCCAAGCAGACUUUGCCUGUGGAAGCUGCCGUCGUCACCGCCACAGGCGCCACCCAGGGCGCUGCUCUCGGAGCAUUAAUGGGUACCCUCACCAAUGACAUCUCUUCCUCAAUUCCAAACCCUCCACCGGGGGCCCCCAAUCUCAAUCCUCAGGCCAUGGCCUCCUUCAAGCAAGCCCAGGCUCUUUCAGGUGGUCCAUUGAUACAAGCCCGCAACUUUGCUGUAAUGACAGGGGUUAAUGCUGGCAUUUCCUGUGUCAUGAAAAGAUUGAGAGGGAAGGAAGAUGUUGAGUCCAGUAUGGUGGCUGCUUUCGGAUCUGGUGCCAUGUUCUCGUUAGUAAGUGGAAUGGGUGGGACGAAUCAAGCAGCCAAUGCCGUUACAUCAGGUCUCUUUUUUGCGCUUAUCCAAGGUGGACUCUUCAAGCUAGGACAAAAGUUUUCAGCUCCACCAGCUGAAGAUGUGUGCUAUGUCAAGACGAGGUCCAUGUUGUCAAACCUUGGUUUGCAAAACUAUGAGAAGAAUUUCAAGAAAGGGUUGUUAAAUGACAGCACUUUGCCAUUGCUCACUGAUAGUGCUCUUAGGGAUGUUCGAAUUCCCCCUGGACCAAGGCUUCUGAUUCUCGAUCACAUACACAGGGAUCCAGAGAUAAGAGAGAAGCGAGCGAGCUGGAAAUGAAGCUGGUCUGGUGAGAUAAAUGCUCAGCGAAACAUGCAUCCUUUGAUUCACUGUUAGUCCCACCUUUAUUUAUUUAUAUGUAAAAGAGAGAAUGGUGGUUUUGGCCUAGUGCUAUCUCAAAUUAUCACUGUUCCUGAACUAAAAUUAGCUGAUAAAUACUUUUGGAUGGCUAGAUAAGUUUCAAGUUUAAAAUUGUGAUUGUGGUGAUAUGCUUUUUUGAUGCCUCAAGGGUUUUGAUUUGAUUCCAUUCUGGGUCUCUAACAACGAUGAUGAUAAAUGGGAUCCCGGGAAUCAGUUGAAGAUCAUGGUUCGGCAUCCCCCCCCCCCCCCAUAGGGUUUGAAAUUUGUAGAUUGCUAUCAAUUACUAAUGAAAGUAAACGGCGAGACCUAUGAAUUCUGAACUAAAA
This is a messenger RNA of Coffea arabica (coffee), 1503 nucleotides long. RefSeq names its product chloroplastic import inner membrane translocase subunit HP30-2. Gene Ontology annotation, cellular component: TIM22 mitochondrial import inner membrane insertion complex; chloroplast inner membrane. Lineage: Eukaryota; Viridiplantae; Streptophyta; Magnoliopsida; Gentianales; Rubiaceae. Gene Ontology annotation, molecular function: protein binding; transmembrane protein transporter activity. Gene Ontology annotation, biological process: protein insertion into mitochondrial inner membrane; protein targeting to chloroplast. The record is from RefSeq and is a predicted model, not a curated record.